Messenger RNA from Drosophila grimshawi, 413 nucleotides. RefSeq lists its product as uncharacterized. NCBI's taxonomy places the organism in Eukaryota, Metazoa, Arthropoda, Insecta, Diptera, Drosophilidae. The record is from RefSeq and is a predicted model, not a curated record. The coding region runs from base 35 to 319 and encodes 94 amino acids. The transcript has 2 exons.
UAAUUUAUUCGUCAGGUGUCGGGACUAUCGCUAUAUGAUCUUAGCGAUUAUGUGCAUUACUUGCGUCCAGGCACGUCCGCAGCGCAAUUUGCAGCAUGUUGCCGUCUUGGAGAAUGCUGCCUGGGAGCAAACAUUGCCGCAACAAUUACAGAAUCCCUUUUAUAAGACGCCGCGUGUAAGGGAUGCAUUGGCCAGAUCCAGUUGGUUUGGUCCCGGCGAGCAGGUGGUCCUUGAGCGCCAGGCGGAGAAAAUACCCCGCAUGGAAAUCUAUAAUGUGCUGUCGCAUGCUGGUCUCAUACCGCGUCGCAAGUAUUUUUAAUCUAAUCGAAUUAUUUGCAAUUGCAUUUCUUACAUUUUGUAUAAAAUAUCAGAGAAAACAUUAAAACUACAGUCAUUAAUUUAAGUUUAAAAGA